AUUUUGUUGCAGCGCUUUGUGAAGAAAGAACUUUAGCUCGACUUAAAGGCUUGCUGACGUAGGGGGAGGGGCAGGGUAGUGUUGAGAUGCAGUCUUUACAUAUGAAAAUUUACCCAAUUCCUCCAUUCCUUCCGACGACAUCUCCAUGAAAAUAACAAAACAGUUGGAAAGCUGUGUGAAGCACAGAUUUACGCAGCCAAUUCUUACGAUGAGGAAAGAUGGUGCAAUCGUAUCUGGGUAUCCUGUGUGAUGAGCGAAACGUUUUCCGGUUCCCAUGAUGCCCAAAGAGUUUAGCGGAAGUGAACAAAUGUAAUGCCACGUAGUGACGUGAAUGGAAGGAAGCCGGCAGGAGAUAUGAUGAAGACUUUCCCUUGAAUAAAACAUCCUUCGUGGGCCCUUUAACAACAUGCUGCCCUUAACCAGUAAAGACAGCUACAAAGGACAUGACUAUGCACCUAGAAUUCGUCUUACAUCGUGGAUUUUCAACUGGAUAAAACAAAUCCUAUCAAACAAAGGCUCAAGAAAUCUCUUCUUCUUUCUACUUUUGAAUCUGUCGUUUGCGUUCGUCGAAUUGGCGUACGGAAUAUGGACUAACAGUCUUGGUCUUAUUACAGACUCUUUUCACAUGUUCUUUGACUGUACCGCUCUACUUGCGGGUCUUGUAGCAUCAGUGAUCGCUCACUGGGGGAAAAAUGAACGUUUUUCAUACGGGUAUGCAAGGGCAGAAAUCAUGGCAGGAUUUGUUAAUGGACUAUUCUUGAUAUUUGUUGCCUUUUUCAUUUUCUCUGAGGCUGUUGAGAGAGUCUUCCAUCCUCCAGAGGUGAAGCAUGAAAGAUUAUUUGUUGUCUCUGUAUUGGGUUUCCUGGUCAAUCUUGUUGGAAUCUUUGUAUUCCAUCAUGGACAGGGAGAGCAUGGCCACUCACAUGGUGGACAUGGACAUAGUCAUGGGCACUCAGAGAUGAAUGGUGGCCAUGGACAUAGUCAUGGGGGCCACGGCCAUGGACAUAGUCAUGGUCAGUCAUCCACUGAACAGACCAGUGUUUCAUCUUCUAAGAUCAUGGAAGGGGUAUUUCUUCAUGUUUUAGCAGACACUUUAGGAAGUGUAGGGGUUAUAAUUUCUGCUGGCCUGAUUCACCAGUUUGGGUGGAUGAUGGCUGAUCCUAUUUGCUCAAUGUUUAUUGCUGUUUUAAUUGUCUUCAGUGUUAUUCCAUUACUGAAGGAGUCCACAGGGGUACUAAUGCAGAGGACACCCCCACAACUAGAAAAAAUAUUGCAUAUAUCAUAUCAAAGAGUUAAUCAAAUAGAAGAUGUUUAUAGCAUACAAGAUCCACAUUUCUGGACUCUUUGUAGUAAUAACUGGGUUGGAAGCCUGCGCCUUCUUGUCGCACCAAAUGCUGAUACGCACAAGAUUUUGAGCACUACUCAUCAUAUUUUCAACGAGGCUGGAGUGAAGCAACUAUACGUGCAAAUUGAACAUUCAAUUUAACCAUCUUUUGACAUCAAAAGAGAGAUGAAGGGCAAAGGAACUGAAAGAAGGGCCUAGUUCCAUGAAUUGCAGAUAGCCCCCAGCAAGGCAAAGUAAGCCACGUAAACAAUCUACAUACAGGCAAUUUUAGCCAGAUUAUAACACAGUUAGAACCAACGAAGAUACAUUUAUUUAGGUAUGUAUGGGUAGGAUUUUUAUUGCCAUGUUUUAAGAAAAUACAUGCCUGAUAUGGAACUAGCUUUUUUAUUUUAAGAGAGAUUUAGACAUUAAAGAGAUGCCAAGCUGCUCUAUACUUUAUUGAAAAUACAUGUUACAAGACGUGUUGACUUUCGAAUCUAGGCUUACAAGGAUGUGCUCAUUAUUUCCAGUAUGGAAAGGGAAAUACAGUUUUACUAGCGAGAUGCAGUACAUACUUUUGUACAUUGUUUAUUAGUACAUUUGUAGACUGUACGCACUAAAUAAUAAGCAAGUCCAUAAUAGAAUGAUCCCUCAAUAACAAUAUUUCAAAACAUAUUAGUGCGUACACUCUACAAUACUUAUGUCCUGAAUAUAUAUAAUAAAACAAGAGAAUGAAAUACA
Nematostella vectensis (starlet sea anemone) is the source of this 2065-nucleotide messenger RNA. RefSeq names its product zinc transporter 7. Gene Ontology annotation, molecular function: zinc ion transmembrane transporter activity. Bases 407 to 1486 code for a protein of 359 amino acids. Gene Ontology annotation, cellular component: membrane; Golgi apparatus. The record is from RefSeq and is a predicted model, not a curated record. Gene Ontology annotation, biological process: transmembrane transport; intracellular zinc ion homeostasis; zinc ion transport. The transcript is spliced from 13 exons. Lineage: Eukaryota; Metazoa; Cnidaria; Anthozoa; Actiniaria; Edwardsiidae.